Heterocephalus glaber (naked mole-rat) is the source of this 3227-nucleotide messenger RNA. RefSeq names its product protocadherin 11 X-linked (gene Pcdh11x). Gene Ontology annotation, molecular function: calcium ion binding. Lineage: Eukaryota; Metazoa; Chordata; Mammalia; Rodentia; Bathyergidae. The record is from RefSeq and is a predicted model, not a curated record. Gene Ontology annotation, cellular component: plasma membrane. Gene Ontology annotation, biological process: homophilic cell-cell adhesion.
UGAUACAAAGAAUCAUUAGAGUCGUGCCUGGUAUGGACUUCUUGUCCGGGACGUAUAUAUUUGCAGUCUUGUUAGCAUGCGUCGUGUUUCAGUCUGGCGCCCAAGAGAAGAACUAUACAGUCCGAGAAGAAAUGCCAGAAAACGUCCUAAUAGGUGACUUGUUGAAAGACCUCAACUUGUCACUCAUUCCCGACAAGUCCUUAACAUCUCCUAUGCAGUUCAAGCUAGUGUACAAGACUGGGGAUGUGCCACUGAUUCGGAUUGAAGAGAGUACUGGUGAGAUCUUCACUACUGGCGCUCGCAUUGAUCGCGAAAAAUUAUGCGCUGGUAUCUUGAUAGAUUCCAGAUGCUUUUACGAAGUGGAAGUUGCUGUUUUGCCAGAUGAAAUAUUUAAACUGGUUAAGAUUCGUUUUCUGAUAGAAGACAUAAAUGAUAAUGCACCGUUAUUCCCGGCAACAGUCAUCAACAUAUCAAUUCCAGAGAACUCUGCUAUAAACUCUCGGUAUCCUCUCCCUGUGGCCAUUGAUCCUGACAUAGGAAUAAAUGGAGUUCAAAACUACCAACUGAUUAAGAGCCAAAAUAGUUUUGGACUUGAUGUCACUGAAACAUCAGAGGGAGAUAAGAUGCCUCAAUUAAUAGUACAAAAGGAGUUAGAUAGGGAAGAGAAGGAUACCUAUGUGAUGAAAGUAAAGGUUGAAGAUGGUGGCUUUCCUCAAAGAUCUAGUACUGCUAUUUUGCAAGUAAGUGUUUCUGAUACAAAUGACAAUCAUCCAGUCUUUAAGGAGCAGGAAAUUGAAGUUAGUAUACCAGAAAAUGCUCCUGUAGGUACUUCAGUGACACAGCUCCAUGCCACAGAUGCUGACAUUGGUGAAAAUGCCAAGAUUCACUUCUACUUCAGCAAUCUAAUCUCAAAUAUGGCCAAGAGACUAUUUCACCUUAACACUACCACUGGACUUAUCACAAUCAAAGAACCACUGGAUAGAGAAGAAGCACCGAGCCAUAAAUUACUUGUUUUGGCAAGUGAUGGUGGAUCAAUGCCUGCAAAAGCAACGGUGCUGGUAAAUAUUACAGAUGUUAAUGAUAAUGUCCCAUCAAUUGACAUUAGAUACAUCAUCAAUCCAACCAAUGGCACUGUCGUUCUUUCAGAAAACGCUCCACUCAACACCAAAAUUGCUCUAAUAACUGUGACCGAUAAGGAUGCUGAGCACAAUGGUAGGGUGACAUGCUUCACAGAUCAUGAAGUUCCUUUCAGAUUAAGGCCAGUAUUCAGUAAUCAGUUCCUCCUGGAGACUGCUGCAUAUCUUGACUAUGAGUCUACAAGAGAAUAUGCCAUUAAAUUACUGGCUGCUGAUGCUGGCAAACCCCCUUUGAAUCAGUCAUCCAUGCUCCUCAUCAAAGUGAAAGAUGAAAAUGACAAUGCUCCCAUUUUCACUCAGCCUUUUAUAAGUCUUUCUGUUCCUGAGAAUAACUCCCCUGGCACCCAAUUGACAAAAAUAAGUGCAACAGAUACAGAUAGUGGGCAUAAUGCUGAGAUCAGUUACCUUCUGGGUAUGGAUGCUCCAUCUGAAUUCAACUUGGAUCGUCGUACAGGCAUCUUAACUGUGGUGAAGAAACUAGAUAGAGAAAAACAGGAAAAAUAUUAUUUCACUGUUCUGGCAAAAGAUAAUGGGAUGCCACCCUUAAUGACCAAUGCCACAGUUUUUGUGACUGUUCUUGAUCAGAAUGAUAACAGCCCAAUUUUCACUCACAAUGAGUACAACUUCUAUGUCCCAGAAAACCUUCCAAGGCAUGGCACAGUAGGACUAAUUACUGUGACUGAUCCUGAUUAUGGAGAGAAUUCUGCAGUUACCCUCUCCAUUUCAGAUGUGAGUGAUGAGUUCACCAUUGAUCCACAGACAGGUGUCAUCAGGCCAAAUAUUUCAUUUGAUAGAGAAAAACAAGAAUCAUACACUUUCUAUGUAAAGGCUGAGGAUGGUGGUAGGGUAUCACAUUCUUCAACUGCUAAAGUGACCAUAAAUGUGGUUGAUGUCAAUGACAACAAACCAGGUUUUGUUGUCCCUCCUUCUAACCACUCCUAUGAAUUGGUUCUUCCAUCCACUAAUCCGGGAACAGUCGUCUUCAAGGUAGUUGCCAUUGACAAUGACACUGGCAUGAAUUCAGAGCUUCGUUACAGUAUUGUAGGAGGAAACACAAAAGGACUCUUUGUAAUUGACCAAACAACAGGCAAUAUCACACUGAAAGAGAGAUGUGUUGUUGCAGACCUCGGUUUACACAGACUAGUAGUUAAAGUUAAGGACUUAGGACAACCUGAUUCUCUCUUCAGUGUUGUAAUUGUCAAUCUGUUUGUGAAUGAGUCAGUUUCUAAUGUGACACAGAUUCAUGAAUUGGUCCACAAAAGCAUUGAAACACCAGUGACCCAGAAUAUUGAAACAGCUGAUGCAUCCCUAACAACAAGUGACUAUGUUAAAAUCAUGGUUGCCAUUAUUGCUGGAACCAUAACUGUCAUCCUAAUAAUUUUCCUCACUGCUGUAGUAAGAUGUUGCCAAUCACCACAGCUUAAAUCUGCUCAGAAAAACAAGCAGAAUUCUGAAUGGGUUACUCCAAACCCAGAAAAUAGGCAGAUGAGAGUGAUGAAGAAAAAGAAGAGGAAAAUGAAGACGCAUGCCCCCCAAAACUUGUUGCUUAACUUUGUCACUAUUGAAAAAACAAAGACAGAUGAUGCUAAUAAUGGUGGAAAUGGUGUCACACUAGACCUUCCCAUUGAGCUGGAAGAAAAACACAUGGGCAAAUACAACUGGGGCACUACGCCAACUACCUUCAAGCCUGAUAGUCCUGAUUUGGCCCAGCACUACAAAUCUGCCUCUCCACAGCCAGCCUUUCAGAUCCAACCUGAAACUCCCCUGAAUUCGAAACACCACAUCAUCCAAGAACUGCCCCUAGAUAAUACCUUCAUGGCCUGCGAUUCCAUCUCCAAGUGUUCCUCCAGCAGUUCUGAUCCCUACAGUGUUUCUGAGUGCAGCUAUCCAGGGGCAACAUUCAAGACCCCUGUGUCUGUACACACCAGACUGACUGAUUCCAGGACAUCAACUAUUGAAAUCUGCAGUGAGAUAUAACUUUCUAGCAAUAGCAAAUUCCAUACCUUUACCAAAAUAUUUCAAUGAAUUGUGAUUUCAAAAUUUGGCUAAGAUCAUUAAUUUUAUAAUCUGGAUUUCCCAUUAUAAAAACAA